GUGCACAGACAAAGGCAUGGCUGUUGAUUGGUUGCCAGUCGGUCCAUUCACAUGUAAAUCAGACCUCAUAAAUGUCCCUCUUCAAUCGCCCACUUUACACAGUAGGCCUAUAUGUAGUGCUUGUUAGCGCAGACUUUUGUCUCGAAUUGAACCCGCCGACCAUCUGCCCCCCAUUCAGGCGUCCUCUCAGCGGUCUCAACUGCAGCAAUAUGGCCCCUGCGUCCCGCAGCAACAGCCACGAGGAGGACUAUUACGGGAUAAAAGACAGAAAGACGAGGAAACCGCUGGUGGAGAAAAAGAGACGCGCCCGAAUAAAUGAAAGUUUACAGGAGCUGAGGCUACUGCUAGCCGACCCGGAUGCGCAGGUGAAAAUGGAGAACGCCGAGGUGUUGGAAAUGACCGUGAAGCGCGUGGAAAGUAUUCUACAAAACAAAGCGACGGAGGCUGACAGCGUGAACCGCGAAGCUAACGAGCGAUUCGCCGCGGGCUACAUCCAGUGCAUGCACGAGGUGCACACCUUCGUGUCCAGCUGCCCGGGCAUCGACGCGACCAUAGCCGCAGAACUGCUGAACCACCUCUUGGAGUGCAUGCCUCUGAACGACGAGGACCGCUUUCAGGACAUCCUGUCAGAUCUCAUGACGGACUCUAGCCACGGAGACAGGAGCACCUCCUCUGCCUUGUCCCCGGCCCCCUCAACCACCUCCUCCAGCAGCGAUGACCUUUGCUCUGACCUGGAUGAUACAGACACGGAGCAAAGCCGCAUCUCGGUGGAUGCGAGGGAUCAAGCGCCAAGCGUGUACCUCUCCAAGGCCAUCUGGAGACCCUGGUAGACCGAUGCGCACGGCACCCCUGUCGAUUCAUGAACAUUUGAGUGCAUUGUUUUUUUAGUUUAGAGCUAUUAAAACCUGCAGUAGUCCAGGAUUGAGCACCUUUGUUGUAGACAUGUCUACAGUUGGAAUACGUUGCUUUUGUUGUCAUUUGUCAUCGACCAGUGGAUACCCCUCAGAAAGCUCUUCUUGGUGCAACAGUGUGCAUUUCAAUCCAGUUUCACACAGUUAGUUAGUUAUUUUUAUUUAAUUGUUUUCUAUUGUAUAAGCUAAGUUAAAACAACACUGUAAAAGGAUAAAUAAUAUUUAGGGAGUGUCUUCCCAUCUCUAAUUAUUGUACACUCUUAAAAUUAAAGGGUAUUUAUUGGCAUUAAUGGUUCCAUGAAGAACCGUUAACAUCCAUGAAAUCUUUCCCUUAAUUGCACAAGUUGUGUUUUAUUAGUAAAAAUUGGUUAUUUUAAGAACUGUUCGCUGAAAUGUUCUAAAUGUGGAAGCCAAAGUUCUUUAAUGACAUCACUGUGAAAACUCCCUUGUGGAACCUUUAUUUUUAAGAGUGUGGGCUAGGAUGUAAAUAUUUCAAUGUCGUGGCUGUAGAUAGAUAGACGUAGCCUAUGUAAUCUUUGUGAUAAAGGAAUUUAAAAUAAAUAAGUCAGAUCUAAUGACAUUUAAUGUGUUUUAUAUGUGAUUGUGACUUUACCCUUCAUUAAAAUAUCAUUUUGAUUUUCUUAUACUGUAAA
This is a messenger RNA of Pimephales promelas (fathead minnow), 1564 nucleotides long. RefSeq names its product hes family bHLH transcription factor 6 (gene hes6). Lineage: Eukaryota; Metazoa; Chordata; Actinopteri; Cypriniformes; Leuciscidae. The record is from RefSeq and is a predicted model, not a curated record. Gene Ontology annotation, biological process: regulation of DNA-templated transcription. Gene Ontology annotation, molecular function: DNA binding; protein dimerization activity.